Drosophila busckii is the source of this 1328-nucleotide messenger RNA. It is a transcript of the gene Scsalpha1, whose product is annotated as succinate--CoA ligase [ADP/GDP-forming] subunit alpha, mitochondrial. Gene Ontology annotation, molecular function: succinate-CoA ligase (ADP-forming) activity; succinate-CoA ligase (GDP-forming) activity. Lineage: Eukaryota; Metazoa; Arthropoda; Insecta; Diptera; Drosophilidae. Gene Ontology annotation, cellular component: mitochondrion; succinate-CoA ligase complex (ADP-forming). The transcript has 4 exons. Gene Ontology annotation, biological process: tricarboxylic acid cycle. The record is from RefSeq and is a predicted model, not a curated record. Bases 116 to 1102 code for a protein of 328 amino acids.
GCUCUAAAUUACACAUCCCUAGUCGUCUGCCUGAAUUAAUUAAACGCGUUUUAAACAAAAGCGUAUAUUUCAGGCAAAUUUGCACAGCGAACGCUAGAAGAGCAACAGACAAAUAAUGGCUGCUUCAAUGAGAGCGCUUCUUAAAGUACGCGAUGGCUUCGUUGCCGGCGUGCGCUGCAAUUCGCAAUACAACAAGACGCGUGGAAAUCUAAAGCUCAAUAGCGAUUCGCGCGUAAUCUGCCAGGGCUUCACCGGCAAACAGGGCACCUUCCACAGCCAGCAGGCGUUGGAGUAUGGCACCAAACUGGUUGGCGGCAUUUCGCCCAAAAAAGGUGGCACUCAGCACUUGGGUCUGCCUGUGUUCGCGUCUGUGGCUGAAGCCAAGAAGGCAACGGAUCCCCAUGCAACGGUUAUCUAUGUGCCACCACCUGGUGCAGCUGCUGCCAUCAUGGAAGCGCUCGAUGCUGAGAUACCCCUGAUUGUCUGCAUCACCGAGGGUGUGCCACAGCAUGAUAUGGUGAAGGUGAAGCAUGCGCUGAUAAGCCAGAGCAAGUCACGUCUGGUUGGACCUAACUGCCCCGGCAUCAUUGCACCCGAACAGUGCAAAAUUGGCAUUAUGCCCGGCCAUAUACACAAGCGUGGCAAGAUUGGCGUCGUCUCGCGUUCGGGCACACUCACCUACGAGGCUGUGCAUCAGACCACCGAGGUGGGUCUGGGCCAAACACUCUGCGUUGGCAUUGGCGGUGAUCCGUUCAACGGCACAGACUUCAUUGACUGCCUGGAAGUGUUCCUCAAGGAUCCCGACACCAAGGGCAUUAUUCUAAUCGGUGAGAUUGGUGGUGUUGCCGAAGAGAACGCCGCCGAUUACUUGACUGAGUUCAAUACGGGCAUCAAGGCCAAGCCUGUGGUUUCGUUUAUUGCUGGCGUGUCGGCGCCUCCUGGCCGUCGUAUGGGUCAUGCUGGUGCCAUUAUUUCGGGUGGCAAGGGCGGUGCCAACGAUAAGAUUGCUGCGCUUGAGAAGGCUGGCGUUAUUGUUACCAGAAGUCCUGCCAAGAUGGGCCAUGAGCUGUUCAAGGAGAUGAAGCGCCUGGAGUUAGUUUAGAUUAAUGCCAACAAAUUGAACAAGAAAGUGACAGAACUAUGAAGGUACCACAAGUACGACUCAGAGUGGUAUUGAGGAAGCGAAAGUUAAAUGCGAAGCAAACAAGAUUAUUAAUUAAUUAAGCAAAAAGUCUAUGAAGUAACUAAUCGAAAGUGAAUUAUGUCGAAAUCAUAAAUAAAUUAUUGUCCAAUUCGCGUAAGUGAAAAAGGAAAUUACAUUGUUAAAA